This is a messenger RNA of Penicillium subrubescens, 1233 nucleotides long. RefSeq names its product monocarboxylate transporter. NCBI's taxonomy places the organism in Eukaryota, Fungi, Ascomycota, Eurotiomycetes, Eurotiales, Aspergillaceae. The transcript is spliced from 4 exons. Gene Ontology annotation, biological process: transmembrane transport. The record is from RefSeq and is a predicted model, not a curated record. Gene Ontology annotation, cellular component: fungal-type vacuole membrane. Bases 1 to 1233 code for a protein of 410 amino acids. Gene Ontology annotation, molecular function: transmembrane transporter activity.
AUGCCAAGCGACGAAGAAAAGCGCCAGAACCCCCAGGAACCUCCCAAUGGAGGUGCCCGAGCGUGGGGCGUGGCGCUGGGAGCCUUUGCCGCUCAAAUGUGCACUUUCGGCUACAUCAACACAUUCGGGGUCUUCCAAAGCUACUACAGUACAACUUUCCUCUCCUCUGAAUCCUCCAGCUCCAUCUCAUGGAUCGGCUCCCUGCAAGCCUUCCUCCUCUUCCUAUUCGGUGCCGCCAGCGGUCCCCUUUCUGACCGCCUGGGCGUCAAGGCAGUUGUUAUUCCUGCUGGCCUCACUCUUGUCUUUUCCGUCAUGAUGACCAGCCUAAGCCAUGAAUACUACCAGUUCAUCCUCGCCCAGGGUAUUUUAGGAGGCAUGGCCUGUGGCAUGAUAUUUACACCGGUGGUCUCCUGCGUUGGACAAUAUUUCACCACGCGUCGGGCGUGGGCGAUGGGGGUUGUGGUGUCUGGCGCUGCUAUCGGGGGUAUUGUCUUUCCCAUUACCCUUAACCGUCUCCUGAAUCACCAUCACCUUAGCUUCGGCUGGUCAGUGCGUAUUAUUGGCUUCAUUAUGCUUGUCUUGCUGGUCUACGCUGCUCUUGUCACUAAGGAAUUUGCUCCUCGUCGCCAGAAAAACAUGUUUCUGAUAAGCGCCUUCAAGCAGUGGCCUUACAAUCUGACCAAUGCGGGCUUCCUCCUGGCUCUGUUGGGCCUGUACGCUCCCAUUUUCUACAUUGCUGACUAUGCCAUUGAGCGCGGGGGAAUGAGUCCACAGAUGGCCCUGUAUCAGGUCGCGAUCCUCAAUGCCCCCUCAUUCUUUGGACGGACAAUCCCCAAUCUCGCAGGUGACAAGCUAGGUCGGUUCAAUAUUACUAUCUUUACCUAUGCCGCCUGUGCAAUUCUCCUCUUCUGCUGGACAGCUGCCACCUCCAGCGCAGCGAUCAUGGUCUGGAUUGCCUUCUUUGGUUUCUUUUCUGGAGGGGCGUUUUCGUUGUAUUCACCUACUGUUGCUCAAGUAUGCCCGAAUCCAAGCGACAUUGGCACGUAUGUCGGGCAAGGUCUAGCGAUUUGUAGCUUCGGCGCGCUGGCCGGCACACCAAUCAACGGGGCCUUGAUCCGGAGUUAUGGAUAUCUAGAGGCGUCGAUGUUCAGCGGGGCGAUGGUCACUGCAGGCUUGCUCUGCCAGAUUCUUGCACGAUUUUUGCUGGAGAAACGGCCAUGGGCUAUCGUUUAG